Messenger RNA from Penicillium cosmopolitanum, 1014 nucleotides. RefSeq names its product thiamine diphosphokinase. The record is from RefSeq and is a predicted model, not a curated record. NCBI's taxonomy places the organism in Eukaryota, Fungi, Ascomycota, Eurotiomycetes, Eurotiales, Aspergillaceae. Bases 1 to 1014 code for a protein of 337 amino acids. The transcript is spliced from 3 exons. Gene Ontology annotation, molecular function: thiamine diphosphokinase activity; thiamine binding; ATP binding. Gene Ontology annotation, biological process: thiamine diphosphate biosynthetic process; thiamine metabolic process.
AUGGAGUGGGAUCCUAGCCAGUUCUUUCGUCCAGGUGCUCAUGCCUCGCCAUAUGCCUUGCUGGUGUUGAACCAGCCAAUCAACGAAACGGCCUUUGGGGUAUUAAGUGAACAUGCUUCCUACAUCAUCUGUGCUGAUGGCGGGGCAAACCGUCUAUAUGACAUGCUGAAGCAUCAUGGGAAAGAAUCUACAGUUCUCCCAGACAGGAUAAUGGGUGACUUGGAUUCUCUUAAGCCAGCAGUAAAGGAGCACUAUGAAAAGCUUGAUGUUCCAAUCAAUAAAGAUCCAGACCAAUACUCUACAGACUUCACCAAAUGUCUGAAAUAUCUCAACGAACACGCUUCAGAGAUCAUCGCAUCUCCCCGCAAGCAGGCAAAAACCCCCAGCCUGAACGCAAACUCGACAUUGGAAAUGGUUAUCCUGGGCGGUCUUGGCGGUCGUGUCGACCAAGCAUUCUCGCAAAUCCACCAUUUAUACAUGAUGACGCAGACGCAGCGUGAACUACGCGAAUCUCAACAGGACUCGAGCCAAGAUAAGGAGAUCAACACAAGCUCAAACUCAAGCUCGAAGCCAAACCAAGCUUCUGGCGGUAAUCUCUACCUCGUCUCUGAAGAAAGCAUCACAUUCGUUCUACAGAAGGGGAAGAAUAUAAUCCAUACGCCGGCCACGAAACGUCCCCAGGUUGAUAUCCAGCAAUCAGAAUGCGAUGACGCGCUUGAAUCACGGAAACGAAAGCGGGUCCAGAAUCAGGACCAGGACCAAGGCUCCGCCACGGAGACUGACAGUGCCGAUGAUUCUCCGGAAUAUCUGUUCGAAGAGAAUAUCGGUAUUAUCCCACUCUCGGCACCAGCAUCGAUUACCACACAUGGUUUUGAAUGGGAUGUGGAGGACUGGCAUACUGAGAUUGGAGGACAGCUUUCGACUAGCAAUCAUAUUCGUGCUGACGUGGUAUCGGUCGAGACGUCGGUUCCGGUGCUAUUCACGGUGGAAUUGGCGGAGAGAUUGAAACGUUGA